Messenger RNA from Spodoptera litura, 4269 nucleotides. RefSeq lists its product as uncharacterized. The record is from RefSeq and is a predicted model, not a curated record. Gene Ontology annotation, molecular function: 2 iron, 2 sulfur cluster binding; iron ion binding; oxidoreductase activity. Lineage: Eukaryota; Metazoa; Arthropoda; Insecta; Lepidoptera; Noctuidae.
CUCGCAAAUGAAAAGAUGUCUCCGAAAAUUGAAUUCACUGUCAAUGGAAAAAAAUGUACCGUGGACGAGAAUCUCCGGCGAGAGACGACCUUAAAUGCAUACCUGCGGUAUGUUUUGGCACUGCCGGGCACGAAGGCGAUGUGCCACGAGGGCGGCUGCGGCUCCUGCAUCGUCAUGGUGCGCGCCCGGAGGUACCCCAGCGGCAUCGUCGAGACCUUCUCUGUUAACUCCUGUUUGGUUCUGGUGUUUUCCUGCAACGGCUGGGAGAUCACAACUGUCGAAGGAAUUGGCAAUGCCUUGAACGGGUACAGUGAGGUCCAGAGGCGGUUGGUGGAGUUCAAUGGCACCCAGUGCGGAUACUGUACUCCAGGAUGGGUGAUGCAGAUGUCCAGUCUCCUUGACAAAAAUCUGACCAUGGAUGAACUAGAAAAGUCCUUCGGUAGCAAUACCUGCAGAUGUACCGGGUUCAGACCAAUCAUGGACACCAUGACCUCAUUCGGCGUAGACGCUUCUCCAGAACUAUGUCAGAAAGUGAGGGACAUUGAGGAGGCGAAUCCAUGCUCUAAAAACCCUAGGAUCUGCCAGAGGAAAUGUUCAGAGAUUAGUGACUGCAGUGACUGGAGCAUUGUGACAGAAGAGAAGAACCUGACAAGAGAUACCAUCUCUUUGAACUUUGGAAAAUCGAAGUUCUUUAAAGUGUACCAACAGGAUGACAUUUUUGAUAUCCUCAACAAAUAUGGUGUGGAUUCGUAUAUGCUCGCCGACGGGAAUACUGGAAAAGGUAUAGUUGAAACGUUUGAGUAUCCAAGAAUUAUAAUUGAUAUUAGCGACGUAGCUUCACUGAAGAAAUAUGACUACGGUCAAAAUCUGGUUCUUGGAGCCAACGUUUCUAUUGAAGAUUGUAUUAAGAUAUUCAAGGAAGCUUCAAGUAAGAAAAGUGAGUUCGCGUAUCUCUCAGAGGUCGUGAAACAUCUGGAAUUGGUUGCUCAUAUACCAGUGCGAAAGAUUGGCUCUAUUGCUGGUAACUUGAUGUACAGGCGCGCAGUACCGACGUACCAAUCUGAUCUAUUCGUCAUCUUCUCUUGCCUCGACGCCAGGAUUACUGUUCGAAACUCUCGCGGUAAAACUAAGACGUUAAAUACGAUUGAGUUCCUGAAGUUUGACAUGGAAGGAUGGUUGAUGACUACCGUUGCUCUGCCUCCCCUGAGUGAGCGACAUAUCUAUAGAAGUUACAAGAUCAUGCCAAGAAACCAGAAUGCUUUGGCCAUCGUCAAUGCGGCAUAUCUCAUAGAAUUAGGAAGAAAGAACACUGUUGAAUCAGCCAGCAUAGUAUAUGGAAAUAUUGAUCCAGAUUUUGUUCAUGCCAUUAAUACCGAAGAUUACCUGGUUGGUAAGAAUAUAUUUACCAAUGAGACUUUACAAGAAGCGAUUAAUGUGCUCAAUUGUGAACUCCUACCAAUGGAUAUUCCUGGAGAACCUUCUCCUGAGUGCAGAAAAAAAUUGGCUCUCGGCUUGUUUUAUAAGUUCAUCCUAAACAUAGCUCCUGCUGGCAGAGCGAACUCAAGAUUCUCAACCGGUGGUUCACUCUUUAAAAGAGCAGUGUCCCGAGGCAAAGAGGACUAUCAAACCGAUAAGUCGUUGUUCCCUUUGAACCAGCCAAUAAAUAAGUUGGAAGGUUUCAUACAAGCCAGUGGGGAAGCUACGUAUACCAAUGAUAUACCUCCAAUUCCUCGGGAAGUGUUCGGUGCGUUCGUCUUGUCGACGAUACACAAAGGAACUGUUGACAACAUUGAUAUUGAAGGCGCCUUGAAAAUGGAUGGCGUAGUCGCAAUAUUCACUCCCAAGGACAUUCCUGGUGUCAAUUCCUUUACCGUCCCUGGCCUGCCUCUACAAACUGAAGACGAAGAAAUUAUUGCAGAUGAAGUCAAAUUCUACGGUCAACCUAUAGCUAUCCUGGUAGCAGAAACUGAAAAAUUAGCGGACACUUUGGCUAAGAAAGUCAAAGUUACUUACAAAAAUGUUAGUUCAGCAUCACCAGUGCUUACAAUAGAUGAUGCAAAGAAAGAUAGCAAGAGAUACGUUGGAGGAGGACCGUCUAUUGAAAGAGUUUCUAGAGGGAAUAAAACUACGAAGAUUAUAAAGGGUAUUUACAAUAUAGAAGCUCAAUACCCUUACUAUAUAGAACCUAUAACAUGUGUUGUAGUACCAGUAGAUGAUAAGCUAGAGGUGUAUGAUUCGACGCAGUGGAUGGAUCUGACGCAGAAUGCUAUUGCACGGUCUUUGGGGAUUAAAGAAAGCGAUAUCCUGUUACAAGUUCGUCGAGUGGGUGGUGCUUUUGGAGGCAAAGUGAGUCGUAAUACGCAAGCAGCCACAGCAUGUGCUCUUGUCGCUAAGAAGUUGGACCGGCCCUGCAGAUUCAUACUCCCACUGCAAACUAACUUAAGCGCCACUGGAAGGAGAUUGCCGUGUCAAUGCGAUUAUGAGGUUGGAGUUGACGAUGACGGGAAAAUCCAGUACCUGAACGCCACCAUCAUUGAAGACAAUGGUUGCUCCAACAAUGAAGAUAUGCUUGAGUAUAGUGUGGGUGCUUUCUCUAACUGUUACAACAAAGACACGUGGUCUGUCAAAUCUGCGACGGUUACCACUGACACUCCCUCUAACACUUGGGUUCGAGGGCCAGGCACAGUCGAAGGCAUCACAUGCAUAGAACACAUCAUGCAGCACAUUGCAUUCGCAGUAAACAAGGACCCUACUGCUGUUCGCCAAAUAAACAUGAGAUCAGAAGAUAAUGAUCUUCCAGAAUUGAUCGAAUCCUAUAAAAGGGAAGUAGACUAUGAUAGAAGAGUUAAAGCGAUUGAACAAUUUAAUCAAACUAAUAGAUGGAUGAAAAAAGCCAUAUCCAUCAACGUCAUGAGCUGGCCAGUGAUCUAUUAUGGAAAUUAUUCCGCUCUAGUGUCAAUAUAUAGAGGUGACGGUACAGUUACUAUUUCCACUGGGGGCGUAGAAAUGGGGCAAGGAAUAAAUACCAAGUGUGCUCAAGUUUGCGCUCACGAACUAGGAGUACCUCUCGAAUACGUCAAAAUCGUCCCCAAUCACUCAUUUGUGGCUGCGAACAACGUUUUCUCUGGAUCUAGUAUCACUACUGAGAGUUGUGCCUAUUCUAUUAUAAGAGCUUGUGAAAAGUUGAAGGCAAAUUUGGCUCCGAUAAGAGAACGCAUGUCAGGAGCCACAUGGAAGGAAAUUAUUCAGAAAGCAGGUGAAGAGCAAGUUGAACUGACCUCCUUGUUCAUGAUGAGAGACACUGAUGAGAACCUGAAACCUUACAGUGCAUUCGCUGUAGCUAUCAUUGAGGUACUGUUGGAUGUGACUACUGGGCGAUAUCAAAUUGAUCGUGCGGACAUUCUGGAAGAUGUUGGCAUGAGUAUAAAUCAGAAAUUGGAUAUUGGACAGGUGCAAGGUGCAUACGUACAAGGCAUGGGCUACUAUACGUGUGAGAAGAUAGCUUAUGACAAGAAGACGGGCAAGAUGGAGACGAACCGUUCCCUCAAAUACCAUGUCCCUCUUGCCUUAGACACGCCUGUAGAGUAUAAUGUCAAAUUGAGGUACAACAGCAAGAACCCGAAGGGCGUCCUUGGAUCUAAAACGUGUGGUGAGAUGGGUGUUGGUAUAGCUCAUGGAAUAACGCACGCGCUGCGCCAAUGCAUCAUGGAGUCAAGAAAGGACUCUGGAUACGAUCCCAACGAAUUCAUCUAUAUACCGGUGCCAUACGAUACAGAAACUAUACUGAAGGCUUUGGAUGUGAAACUAGAAGAGUUCGUUCUUAGUUCAUAACUUAAAAUUAGCUUGGGAUUGGUUUUUGGAGAUUUUUGUACAUUGAUAUUGAGUCAUAUGGGCUAUGCUAUGAUAGACAGUAUAUCGUGCCUUCCUUUUUAUAGAGGUAUACAUAUUGCAUUAUGCUGGAUAUAAUACGACUAAAUAUUUACUCUCAUUUUAUACAAUUUUAAAAGGUUUCUAGGGAAUUUAUUGGUGUAAAAGAUUUUAUAUAAUAAUUUAGAAAUAAACACAUAAAUAAACUCUUGUUCGUCCUGUAAUAGGUACGUACCUAUAACCUACGUAGGUAUGUUCAGAUAAACUUAUUUAUUUAUCAAUUAUUACAUCAGAUUUGAAUAAAUGUGAUUUUACUUUAAAAUUAUUUUAAUUUUUCUUACAUUGUAUUUAAAUUGGAAUACCUACGUUUUAUAGCACUUUGAGAGCUUAUUCCUUGGAGAC